AGGAAAGCGAGCCGCUUGUCGAUCUCUUGCUCUCCCCUUCCCAUCUCCCACUCAUCUACACGACCCUCUCUCCUACACUACACCAAUGGAGUCUCGUACGAUGGAGCACCGCAGAGCCAAUUACAAGAACAUGGGCGGCCUGAAGCAGGAUGACCUCAGGCGUCGGCGCGGUGAGCAGCAGGUGGAGAUCAGAAGGCAAAAGCGCGAGGAGAACAUCGCCAAGAGGCGUAACUUUCUCCCUGCCGCUGGCCCUGACUCGGACGACGAGGGUGGCACGGGCAGCUGGGAGCCUCCUCUUGCGGAGGAAAUGAUCUCUGGUGUCUUCUCCGACGACGGCGAUCGCCAGCUCGAUGCAACCACCAAGUUCAGAAAACUGUUAUCCAAGGAACGGAACCCUCCUAUUGAGAAGGUCAUUGAGUGUGGCGUUGUUCCGCGGUUCGUUGAGUUCCUUCGAACUGGCGCUUCGAUGCUCCAGUUCGAGGCUGCGUGGGCGCUUACCAACAUUGCAUCCGGCACCGCCGAACACACUCAAGUUGUUAUUGGCGCCGGUGCCGUCCCCGAGUUUAUCAACCUGUUAUCUUCCCCCGUCUUAGAUGUUCGGGAGCAAGCUGUGUGGGCUCUCGGGAACAUCGCUGGCGAUAGCCCACAGUGCAGGGACUAUGUCCUCCAACAGGGCGCUCUCCGGCCGCUAUUGACUCUGUUGAGCGAAAACCAUAAGCUCAGCAUGCUGAGGAACGCUACCUGGACGUUGAGCAACUUCUGCCGAGGCAAGAACCCACAGCCUGAGUGGGAGUUGAUUUCUCCGGCGCUAACUGUUUUGACUAAACUGAUUUACUCUUUGGACGACGAGAUCUUGAUUGAUGCUUGCUGGGCUAUCUCAUAUCUUUCAGACGGGUCGAACGACAAAAUCCAGGCCGUCAUCGAGUCGGCAGUUUGCAGGAGGCUCGUCGACUUGCUGAUGCACCAGUCAACUUCCGUUCAGACGCCUGCUCUGCGCUCGAUUGGCAACAUCGUCACUGGCGACGAUCUGCAAACGCAGGUUGUUAUUGCCUCUGGCGCUCUUCCGGCUCUCUUGUCUCUCCUUUCUUCUCCGAAGGAGGGUAUUCGCAAAGAAUCUUGCUGGACUAUUUCGAACAUCACUGCCGGCUCACCACCGCAAAUCCAAGCCGUCAUUGACGCCAACAUUAUUCCUCCUCUCAUCAACAUCUUGUCAAAUGCGGAUUUCAAGACGCGCAAAGAAGCGUGCUGGGCUAUUUCCAACGCAACAUCUGGUGGACUGCAGGAGCCCGCGCAGAUCCGCUACUUGGUUUCCCAGGGAUGCAUCAAGCCACUGUGUGACUUGCUCACCAUGAUGGACAACAAAAUUAUCCAGGUCGCUCUCGAUGGCUUGGACAACAUUCUCAAAGUAGGAGAAAUGGACAAACAGGCCGCCGGGCCCGGGGCAGUCAACCAGUAUGCGCUAUACGUUGAAGAGGCUGGCGGUAUGGUCACGAUCCAUAACUUGCAAUCACAUGACAACUUGGAGAUCUACAAGAAGGCGUUCAACAUCAUGGACAAGUACUUCCCAGACGAGGAAGAGGUUGAUGGGGCCAUCAAUGCCCCCAGCGUCGACGCCUCUGGCACCUUUGCUUUCCACUCAGAUGUCAGUGCACCUCAAGGAGGAUUCAGCUUCGGCCAACAGUGAUAUGCUAGACAUCAAUAUUAUUUCCCUUUUCUACUGUACUUCUUGUUCGUUGACACCGCGCCGCUUUCUUCCUGCUUCUUGCCACAUCCAUCAUGUCUCCAUUUACUAUAUCACACAGAGCACUCAUGUAUUGACGCGUCUCAAGGACGCAUUACAUACAGCUACGUACACGUCUUUGAGGUACAACAUGGUUUGAAUGAUAUCAACGUAGCCUUC
This is a messenger RNA of Coniophora puteana RWD-64-598 SS2, 1900 nucleotides long. RefSeq names its product ARM repeat-containing protein. Gene Ontology annotation, biological process: NLS-bearing protein import into nucleus. Gene Ontology annotation, cellular component: nucleoplasm; cytoplasm; nucleus. Lineage: Eukaryota; Fungi; Basidiomycota; Agaricomycetes; Boletales; Coniophoraceae. Bases 86 to 1684 code for a protein of 532 amino acids. The transcript is spliced from 6 exons. Gene Ontology annotation, molecular function: nuclear import signal receptor activity; protein binding. The record is from RefSeq and is a predicted model, not a curated record.